Molecule: messenger RNA, 4610 nt
Organism: Drosophila teissieri
Lineage: Eukaryota; Metazoa; Arthropoda; Insecta; Diptera; Drosophilidae
Gene: dachs
Product: unconventional myosin-IXa
Exons: 8
Coding region: 1-4281 (1426 amino acids)
Biological process (GO): actin filament organization; vesicle transport along actin filament
Cellular component (GO): cytoplasm; myosin complex; actin cytoskeleton
Molecular function (GO): ATP binding; cytoskeletal motor activity; actin filament binding
Source: RefSeq, a predicted model, not a curated record
AUGUUGCUGCCGGACCAGACUUAUGCCGACUACGAUGUGGGCCGCCCCAAGCUGCUGACCUACCACAAGAGCAGGAGUCGCGGCUUGAAGUCCCAGUCCAAGCUGCAGCGGUCCAAGAGCUCCGAUGCCAGCAGCAGCAGCUACGAGCGAACGGCGGACUUCUUCGAGAACAUUCCGGAUUUCCUCGGCGAUUCGCUUCCCACCUUUCUCUACAGUCCGCCGGAGCAGCAGGAUGCCCAGUCGAAGGGCGGGGGCGGUGAGGUGCGAUUGGAGCGGGAUCAGCUGGAGGAUGAGGACGAGGACCUCGAUAGCGAGAGCAGCAGCCAGAGCGACAACUGCGAGGACGACGAUGUCCUGCGACUGUGCGAGGACUUCCUCUGUCGCCAUCGCAUGCGACCCGACUUCUUCUGCCAGUACCACAAGGCAGUCAGUUCCACAACGGCGUCACCAAAGCAAACGAAAACCUCAACUCCCAUUGUGCAGUGCAAGUCCGUAUCCCCGCCAGGAAAAGUGCCAGCGGACAAAAAGGACCUCAAGUCGACGAGCAGGACGAGUACUGUGGUGGAGAGGUUUGCCAAGUUCUCAGCCAUUUACACGCUUCCAGUGCCCAAGAGGAAGAAGGCGUGCAACAAAACCACAGGAAAUAUCACAGAUGCAUCUUCAUCCAACGAGGCAGUUCAUCUGCAGCAGCGGCUCAAAAGCCUGAGCACCGAGUUGGUUACUCUGCGAAAUCGGCUACACGUGGGCCAUGGACCCGGUCAGGGUCAGAGCCAGGGAGGAAAUGGUUCACAGCCAGUACCUCCGGGUCCCAAUGCGGGUCCCAAGGCCAACAACUUUGACCUGAACGCAUCCAGUCCGAAUCUCAACCUGAGUUCCAGCGGCGCAGGACUCUCAGCCACCGCCGUGCAGCAGCACACCAAUGGACACCACACGACAUCGAAGAAUCACAGCUUCAGCCACUCGGGCUCCGGGGGAGGAGGAGCAGGAGGAGGUGGGACGGUGGUGUCGGCUAGGAACACCUCGAUUCCACACCCACUUCCGCACCAGCUGGCCGAGAAGCCGAGUCUGCCGCAUCAGCAGAGUGGCAGCGGACAUGGCCAGUCCACUGGGACACUGCCGCACAUGAGCGGCAUGGGAAGCAUCCUGGGGCAAGGUUCCCACUCCCAUGCAGCGGUCAACAGCAACAACUCCAACACGCUGCCCAUGCGCUCCACGAACUCUGGACACCUGGGCAGCAAUGGCGGAGGCGUUGGACACCAUCUCAGCCACGCCCACAGCCAGCAAUUGCCAUUCAUCCCGCAGUCGAAGCACACGAAUCCCUGCCAGAGUGUGAAGACUCUGCCCUUUGGAUUCGGCUACUCCGAGAGUCAGCAGAAGGUGCAGCAGCAGAAGCAGCCGCCGGCCAACUCCUCGCCCAAGGACAUGCAGGAUCUGAUCCACUUGUCGGGACCGCUCACCGAGCACGCCGUGAUGCGGACGCUGCAGGCCCGCUUCAAUGAGCAGCGGUACUUUACGAACGUGGGUCCGAUCUUGCUCUCCAUCAAUCCGUACCUGGACGUGGGCAACCCGCUGACCCUCACCUCCACGCGCGCCAUGCCGCUGGCCCCGCAGCUGCAGAAGAUCGUCCAGGAGGCAGUGCGUCAGCAGAGCGAGACGGGCUAUCCGCAGGCCAUCAUCCUGUCGGGCACAUCGGGCGCCGGAAAGACGGCCAAUGCGAUGCUGAUGCUGCGUCAGCUCUUCGCCAUCGCCGGCGGAGGUCCGGAGACGGAUGCCUUCAAGCACCUGGCAGCUGCAUUCACAGUACUUAGAUCCCUGGGAUCGGCCAAGACCACAACCAACUCGGAGUCGAGUCGCAUUGGCCAGUUCAUCGAGGUGCAGGUGACGGAUGGCGCGCUCUAUCGCACCAAGAUCCACUGCUACUUCCUGGACCAGACGCGCGUCAUUCGUCCACUGCCCAAGGAGAAGAACUACCACAUCUUCUAUCAACUCCUAGCUGGUCUCAGCCGAGAGGAGCGCCAGAAGCUCCACCUGGAUGGCUACUCGCCGGCCAAUCUGCGCUAUCUGCGUGGAGACAUCGGCCAGAACGAGCAGGAGGAUGCGGCGCGGUUCCAGGCCUGGAAGACCUGCCUAGGCAUUCUGGGCAUUCCGUUCCUGGAUGUCGUGCGGGUGCUGGCCGCCGUUUUGCUGCUGGGAAAUGUUCAGUUUAUUGAUGGAGGGGGUCUCGAGGUGGACGUGAAGGGUGAAACGGAGUUGAACUCGGUGGCCAGUCUUCUGGGCGUUCCGCCGGCGGCACUCUUCCGUGGACUGACCACCCGCACCCACAACGUUCGUGGCCAGCUGGUGAAGUCCGUGUGCGGCGACGGCGAUGCCAACAUGACGCGCGACUGCCUGGCAAAGGCGCUGUACUGCCGCACGGUGGCCACCAUUGUGCGCCGGGCCAAUAGCCUGAAGCGCCUGGGCUCCACGCUGGGCACCCUCAGCUCGGACUCCAACGAAUCGGUGCACAACCAGGCGGACGUCGCCUCCCAACACGCCUCCACCAUUGGCGGUGGCAAUGCGGGCUCCAAGUCGAUGGCUGCCCUCAAUAAUGCGGUGCGCCAUGCCACUUCCGAUGGCUUCAUCGGUAUCCUGGACAUGUUCGGCUUCGAGGAGCCCUCGCCACAUGCUCAUCUGGAGCACUUGUGCAUCAACCUGUGCGCCGAGACCAUGCAGCACUUCUACAACACGCACAUCUUCAAGUCCUCCGUGGAGUCCUGUCGCGACGAGGGCAUCGUGUGCGACACCGAGGUGGACUACGUGGACAAUGUGCCCUGCAUUGAUCUGAUAUCCUCGCUGCGAACUGGUUUGCUCAGCAUGCUGGACGCGGAGUGUUCGGUGAGGGGCACUGCCGAGAGUUAUGUGACCAAGUUGAAGGUGCAGCACCGCAGCUCCAGCCGCUUGGAGACGAAACCCACCGCCGAGCCACACGAUCCACGCAUGUUUCUCAUCCGUCACUUUGCCGGCCGGGUGGAGUACGAUACCACGGACUUCCUGGACACCAAUCGGGAUGUGGUGCCCGACGACUUGGUGGGCGUCUUCUACAAGCACACCUGCAACUUUGGCUUCGCCACCCAUCUCUUUGGCUCCGAGCUGAAGGCCCUGUAUGCCCAGCAGCAGGCUCCGCGGGGUCUUAGCUUCCGCAUUUCGCCCACAUCACACUCGGAUCUGCUGAACGGCGACGAGCCGGUCUCCACGCUGACCCAAGACUUCCACACCAGGCUGGACAAUCUGCUGCGCACCCUGGUGCACGCCAGGCCGCACUUUGUGCGCUGCAUCCGGAGCAAUGGCACCGAGGCGGCCGGCAGCUUCGAUAGGGCCACGGUGGUGCGCCAGAUUAGGUCGCUGCAGGUCCUGGAGACGGUCAACCUGAUGGCCAGUGGGUUUCCGCAUCGCAUGCGCUUCAAGCAGUUCAACGCCCGCUACCGGAUGCUGGCCCCAUUCCGGCUGCUGCGUCGCAGCGAGGACAAGGCUCUGGAGGAUUGCCAGCUGAUACUGCAGUACGCGCUGGAGCAGCCGCCGGUGCUGGAUGGCUCGGUGACCCUGGCCUGGGCGCCCGGCAAGCGUCACGCCUUCCUCAGCGAGGGCAUUCGCCAGCACUUGGAGCACUUGCGCACCGAGAUCAGGCACAAGAGCGCCACCCUGAUGCAGGCCACCUGGCGCGGCUGGUGGUGGCGCAAGAAGAUGGGCAGUGGCGGGCCCAAGCGCUCUAAGCUCCCAGGUCAUCAGCAGGCGCCACUGGCGAACUCCAAGGUCACGCCGAACUCCGCCGCGCAGAGCAAGGCCGCAUCCUCCACGAUGGCCGCCCUUGCCGCGGUGGCAGCUGCUGCUCCCAUUUCUGUGCCACGCCUCUCGGCCAAGACAACGAACCUGGGCAUUGGGGGCACAGUGGCCAGACCCAGGCCACAGCCCAUAGCUGGCACUCCGCCGCCGGAUCCGCAGGAGAAGUGCGACCAGAAGAUCAUACAGCAGACCUGCAACCUGUUUGGACUCGAUUUGGAACGUCCGCCGCCAGUUCCGCCGUCUCGUUCCUACACAAUCACCGGCAACUCCAAGAUAAGCUAUCCCCAAAACCGGGUUAUGAAGAUGAACUUCCCGGAGGAGGGACAGUCGGAGGCGCCGCAGCUGAAGAAGGGCGAGGCGGUGACCGUGGUGGGGGCCUCCACCGGUCGGGGUCACCUGAUGGUGGAGCACAAGGGGCAGAGCUUCCAUGUUCCCUUCCAGUUCAUGACACUCAGUAAAUAAUAGGAGUCCACUGGUGGAAACGAACUGGUUAUGAUUCUGCCUGGCCAGACCAUUGGUGUAACAAGUUCUCCACGUCUUCAACUCUUCCCGAUAAUAGACGUGCCCAAUGUUUUAAGACUGUAAAUAUUCCACUUGGUAGAUUUAAUAACAAGCAUUCUCUCCACGAAGCGCAUGCUAACUGAGGUGCUCCAAUUGGCCCGGACUUACGUAGUAUUAUUACGGUCGUGUUUAUUAAUAAACGCCAAUCGAUAGGUUGUAGCUUCAAUUACAUACCCACAAGUGCCAAUCAAAUAAGUUCUUCCAUCUAAUUCAUAAGUAUUUUACAUGUU